GCCCCUGUGAUGCUAAUAUUCCCUAUAACCCCAAUAAAACAAUCUCACAGAUCCAUUCCUCCUCAUCGACGAACAAGCAUCCCACGCUUGGUCGAGCUCGCCGCCGGACGCCGCCCACCGUUGUUAGCCCGGCUUGGUUCUUCCUCGGCAAGCAUUGAAGAAGGGUCUGAAGGAAGGGAAGGAAAAUAUUGAUUUCAGUUUUCAUUCAGAGAAAAACCAUGUCAGUGACAGCAGGAGUUAGUGAUACCAUAAUAGCUAUAAGGGAUAAGCUCAGGGGAAAAAUCGGGCAGACAAAAGUUAAGCGGUAUUGGCCGGGUAAAGUUCCUGAAUGGGCUGAUGAUGAUAUUGAAGAAAGCGAUAUUAGGACAGCCAAGGAAGCUGCCUUGGAGAAAGCAUUUCCUAGUCAAGAAGAUUCUGACAUUGUUAAAAAGGAUGAUCCUAGGCUCCGUCGUUUGGCUGAAAGCAGAAUAGAUAAUCGUGAUGAAGUGAGGGCCGAUCAUCGGCGCAUUCGGCAAGCUGAGAUUGUUUCUACAAUUGAAGAGGAAGCAAGGAGACAGGAAGGGUUGGAAUUAGAGGAAGAAGAUGAGGAGGCUUUGGAGGAAAGAAGAAGAAAAAUUAGGGAAAAAUUGCUUCAAAGAGAACAGAAGACACUUCCUCAAGAGGAGGAGGAGGAAGAGGAGGAGGAAGAGGAAGAAGAGGAAUCUGAGUAUGAGACUGACUCAGAGGAGGAACUUGGUGGAAUUGCAAUGGUGAAGCCUGUAUUUGUUCCCAAAUCAGAGAGAGAUACUAUAGCUGAGCGUGAACGUCUUGAAGCUGAAGAGAGGGCCCUUGAGGAGGCUAAGAUAAGGAGAUUGGAGGAAAGGAAAACAGAGACAAAACAGAUUGUUGUUGAGGAGAUCCGGAAAGAUGUAGAAAUCCAGAAGAAUUUGGAGUUGGAAGCAAAUGUUGCUGACAUAGAUACUGAUGAUGAGGUUAAUGAGGCAGAGGAAUACGAGGCUUGGAAAGUGAGAGAGAUUGGUCGGAUCAAGAGAGACAGGGAUGAUCGUGAGGCAAUGUUGAAGGAGAAGGAAGAGAUUGAGAAGGUGAGAAACAUGACAGAAGAAGAGAGGAGGGAGUGGGAAAGGAAGAAUCCAAGGCCAGCUGCACAACCAAAACAGAAGUGGAGGUUCAUGCAGAAAUACUACCACAAGGGUGCCUUCUUUCAGUCCAAUCCUGAUGAUCGAUCUGCAACAGUUGGGGCUGAUUAUAUUUACACUCGUGAUUUCUCUGCCCCAACUGGAGAAGAUAAGAUGGACAAGACAAUCUUACCCAAAGUUAUGCAAGUCAAGCACUUUGGUCGUAGUGGAAGAACUAAGUGGACCCAUUUGGUUAAUGAGGAUACUACUGAUUGGAACAACCCGUGGACGUACAAUGACCCUCUUCGGGCAAAAUACAAUGAGAAGAUGGCAGCAAUGAAUGCAUCUAUAUCAAAACCUAAAGGAAGCAAAAAAUUGAAAGAUUGGGAAUCUCGAUGAAUUUGUACUUUUGAUUUGCUUUAAGUUAUUGUAUUAGACUAACAGAGUAGUAAUAGUGGGCAACUUUUUACCUGAGUCAUAGAAGUUUAGCAUCUUCUAUUGAAUUCGAUGACAUGAGUUUUGUUCAUCUUUCUUCUUUGGCCUGAGUAACAGCCGUUGGUUGUACCACACAUAUGCCUUGUGAUUUUCUAAGUACUGCAGAUGUAUUAUACGCAAUCUUGCAGAAAAUCUAGAAGGGAGCAUCUCAAGGAGUUGUUCCACCAAUAUCUGGACCUACGUUCUUCUGAAACUGAAGGGAUUUAUGAAGCCUAAUUAGUUGCUGAA
Molecule: messenger RNA, 1838 nt
Organism: Neltuma alba
Lineage: Eukaryota; Viridiplantae; Streptophyta; Magnoliopsida; Fabales; Fabaceae
Product: microfibrillar-associated protein 1-like
Source: RefSeq, a predicted model, not a curated record